CCAAGAUCGUCAAAUAGUCACUUCAGUCUUUCACUAAAAACCUUGUGUCAGGUGCAACAGCCCCCAAAAAGACCCAGAAAAAUUUACAUUUUCAACAAAAAUCAGUGUCUUUUUAUUGGUGUGUAAUGCAAGACUAAGGCAGGCAACAGAGAAAUGUAGUGUCGAAAUGAAACAGCAUUUUUAAAUUUUAAUUCCACCUUUGUCUAAAAAUAAUAUAAAUACCUUCUUUAAAUUACAGCCUCUUCAUUUAUCAACCACCAAUCUUUUCUUCUCCUGUUCUUCUUGCACAGCAUCCCUUCUCUUCACUGUAACAGAACAUCCCAAUAGUGGAUUUUAAGAUUUAUCCAGGUCCUUCAAAGAGUACUGCUCCAGAUGGCUCCUUCAACCAGAAACUACCGUGUACGUGGCCUCAAAGUUGCAAUAAUCACUGUGGCUUCCAUCUUUUUACUCACGACUUUACUUCCCAAAUCAGUGGAUUCUGUGCAAUCAAGCCAUAACAAUGAGAGUAGUGAUGAUCUGUUCUUGCAAAGCAAAAUGGUGCUGGGUUCAAGGCCUCCAGGAUGCCAGAACAAAUGUUUGAAUUGCAGGCCUUGCAUUGCAACUCUGGUGAUUCCGGUCCACAAAACAAAGCGUCUCAGUUUGUCAUCUCAUGGAGAAGAAGGUGAAAGCUAUUAUUUGCUCUCCUGGAAAUGCAGAUGUGGAAAUAAGCUAUUUCAGCCAUGAAUCUAUCUUGUUCUUUACCCUUCCAUAUAUAGAAACUUAGCAUAUGCUACUCAUUAGGUGAACCUUCUACCUAGCUGUAGCUGCUCAUGCACGGUGUGCUCUGAAAAGAUAAGUUAAAGUAACCUUAAUUAUCAAUCAUUUAGAUGUGCAGUUGCACCUAUUAUGUGUUCGUAGAUACUGACUAAUUUCAACAAUGUUUGGCUAUUUAGGUAUGAGUAAGAACUCUU
Pyrus x bretschneideri (Chinese white pear) is the source of this 950-nucleotide messenger RNA. Its product is annotated as EPIDERMAL PATTERNING FACTOR-like protein 8. Bases 373 to 723 code for a protein of 116 amino acids. The transcript is spliced from 2 exons. Gene Ontology annotation, biological process: guard cell differentiation; stomatal complex development. The record is from RefSeq and is a predicted model, not a curated record. NCBI's taxonomy places the organism in Eukaryota, Viridiplantae, Streptophyta, Magnoliopsida, Rosales, Rosaceae.